Messenger RNA from Botrytis sinoallii, 2055 nucleotides. RefSeq lists its product as uncharacterized. Bases 1 to 2055 code for a protein of 684 amino acids. The record is from RefSeq and is a predicted model, not a curated record. NCBI's taxonomy places the organism in Eukaryota, Fungi, Ascomycota, Leotiomycetes, Helotiales, Sclerotiniaceae. The transcript has 2 exons.
AUGUACCUGCGAAAUGCAGGCAGGAGGUUGGGGUUCAUUGUACCACCAUGUAACAACUUAUUAUUCAAUACAUUCUCUUCCACACACCAAAUAUCCCAUCAGGCACGAAAACAAUCAAGUCAAUUUUUAAUUCGGCCAAAGAAGGAGACGAUUGGAAAUCAUGUAUAUACAAAGGUGCCCCAACGUCUAGCCCAUGCGCAAAGAUAUCAACCUUUUGUCCCCCCUUCGCCAGCAUCUUUGGGGACAGCCGCCCCUCCAAAGCUAUAUCCUCGAUCCAUAAAAUGGGGACGAAGAUUACUAUAUGUCUCGGCGGCGACAGGCAUAGCCUAUCUCAUAGACACCCAAUUGUACGCAUCCUCUAUUACCAGAUCAUUGCGAACAUUCGGCCUGGGUAUAUUGGUGGCAAUCGAUUAUAAGCUUAAUUUUAGGCCAAAUCCGAUUCUGGGGGGUGACAUUACGGACUUGCAUAGGAGAAACGCUGAGAGGAUGUUCAAUCUUUUACACCAAAAUGGCGGAUUAUACUUGAAAAUUGGACAAGCAAUUGCUAUGCAAAGUGCAGUCUUGCCUCCUGAGUUCCAGAAAAUGUUUGCGAGAAUGUUCGAUGAUGCUCCGCAGAAUGAGUGGCAUGAUGUAGAGAGGGUUAUCAGGGAAGACUUUGGAGGUAAAAGUCCAGAGGAAGUGUUUGGUGUUAGUUAUACAAAUAAGCCUGGGAGUGGAAUAAUCGAAACAAAAGCUAGAGCUUCAGCAUCUGUUGCGCAAGUUCAUUGGGCGAGGCUGGCUGAUGGGAGAGAAGUGGCAAUCAAGGUUCAGAAACGAGAGAUUGCUAGCCAAGUGGGUUGGGAUCUGUGGGCUUUCAAGGUAGUGAUGAAAGUAUACACAUACUGGUUCGACCUUCCCUUGUACAGUCUAGUGCCCUAUAUUACUGAGCGCUUGAUGCUAGAAACGGACUUUGUAAAUGAAGCGAAUAACUCAGAACAGAUGGCCGGACUAGUAGCAGGUGAACCACGAUUGAACGGUCGUGUUUAUAUUCCCAAGGUAUAUCGUGAACUUUCCUCAAAACGAGUCAUGACGACAGAAUGGAUCGAGGGUGUACGUCUUUGGGAUAAAGAAGCUUUGACAGCUCCUUGGCUGGGUGGAUAUGGCAAAGGUUCUCCUGGAGCAAAAGGAGCCCCACUGUCAAAUCCCUCGCCAAACAUCCUCUCAAGUAACAAUCCCAAACCCGACCGUAGCGCGGAAUGGAGAGGUCGUAAUGGCAAAGGUGGUCUUGGCCUCAGUUUGAAACAAGUCAUGACCACCAUGGUUGAUCUCUUUUCCGCACAAAUGUUCCUCUGGGGAGUUGUACAUUGCGAUCCUCAUCCAGGGAAUAUUUUUAUCCGAAGACAGCCCAACGGUCAACCAGAACUUGUCCUAAUAGACCACGGUCUAUACGUUUCCAUGACUCCAACUUUCCGACAUCAAUACUGUCAGUUCUGGAAAGCUAUCAUGACCUUCGACAAUGCCUCGCUUAACGAAAUCACUUCUGCAUGGGGUGUCAAGGCCCCCGAUCUUUUCGCAUCGGCAACUCUUAUGCGUCCAUAUGACGGUGGCGACAACAGCACCAAAGAUCGCAUCACCAAGGAUCUGAAAGGCAAAACAGCCGCUGAGCGUCACUACGAAGUCCAAGAGAGACUCCGUCAAGGCAUCCGAGAUGUUCUUUCUGAAGAAGAAAAUUUCCCCCGUGAACUCCUCUUCAUCGGUCGCAAUAUGCGCAUUGUGCAAGGAAACAACCAAUUUCUCGGCUCCCCUGUUAACCGCAUCAAAAUGACCGGUUCAUGGGCAUCGCGCAGUCUGGUCGAUAGCAAGGAUUUGAGCUGGAGAGAGAGAUGGGUUAAUGGGUGGAAACAUCUCUUGUUCAGAUUUGUAUUGUUGAGCACCGAUAUGGCUUUUUGGGGAAGUAAGAUUAGACAAUUUCUUGGAUGGGGCGGAGGUAUGGAGGAUGAUAUUGAGAAGCAGAUGAGGUUUUUGGCCAAAGAUCAGUUCGGAGUGGAAUUGCAACAUGGUGUGUUUGAUGGAUAG